Molecule: messenger RNA, 3910 nt
Organism: Haliotis rubra (blacklip abalone)
Lineage: Eukaryota; Metazoa; Mollusca; Gastropoda; Lepetellida; Haliotidae
Exons: 5
Coding region: 793-3321 (842 amino acids)
Biological process (GO): mitophagy; endosome organization; aggrephagy
Cellular component (GO): aggresome; amphisome
Molecular function (GO): protein kinase C binding; K63-linked polyubiquitin modification-dependent protein binding
Source: RefSeq, a predicted model, not a curated record
GUAAUUUCUGAAAAUAGAAACGAACGUUCGCAAACGUUCCGAGAACUGAGCUGGCACGUUUCAGACCGGUUGCAUCAGGAUCACGAGGGCGGAUGAGUCAUGGUCACGUGAAUAGGACUUUCCCGUGACACCUACGCAUUAGAAACGACACUGACGUCACAAACUUGGCUGAGUGCCAAGUAAAUAACCUGGUCAUGAUACAGAACGAUUUUGUCAUCAAUAACAAAUGCUACCUAAUCCGAUACAGUGACGUUUGUUAAUCAACAUGAUGGUGCACCAGUAUUAUUUACAGAGGUUGCAUUUAAUAAAUGUGAAUUAUUUUAAUUGUGAAAAUAUUUUCAUGCAGAUUUGCGUCACUCUGCAGUGUUGGCUGAGAGCCAAGGAAUGUGAACUAGUCAGGUCCGAGAACCAUUCAGAACGGUUCUCGUACGUCACGUGAUUUGGUUAAUCGACCCGAGUCCCGUGAUUCUGACGCAACCGGUCUGAAAUAGUUUGGGCCGGUCCAGAACCGGUCACGAGAACGUUCCGGAACGGUUUGAUUCUAUUCAUAGCAGUUGACAUCACUGACUUUCCUGGUAUAUAAACCCCUAGUUUUAGUAACAGAAUCACUCUACCGGCCAGCGCUACACAGCUAUACUGAAGUUACCUCGCCAGCUGCUGUUAUACAAGGACUCAAGUGUCGUCUGCUGAACAAAUAAGACCGUUCUAUAAAGUGAAUACCGAUUGCUAAAAGUGAGAAUCAUUGAGUUCUACCUCUGCUGUACAACAUAUCCUGACCAGAGAAAUCUCAAGAUGCAAUCCUUGGUAAUAAAGAUGAUUUAUGAGCGGCAGGGCAGCGAGACUACCGAAGUUCGACGUUUCACUGUUCCGAGUGACACCGCCCAGAGUUACACCUUCAUCAACGAGAAGGUGAUGCAGGUGUUCCCACACCUUGAAGCGGACACGUUCAAACUGUGUUGGACAGAUGCAGACGGAGAUUUAGUAACUUUCUCCUCACAAGAAGAGCUCGAAGAUGCUCUCAGCAGUGCCCGUGAUUCUGUUAUGAAAAUCGUUGUCCGAGAACACGAUGUGGCUAAUAUAGCCGAAGGAGUUACGUCCCUUGAAACGAAUGCCGUUCGGAGAUUGGCGUUUGAGAAUGAAGCUGGCUUUGGAGGACGCCGUAUGAUGAAAAUGGAGGGCGUCCAGCCCCGUCACUUCAGACGUUUGGCGAGAUGGACCGGGAAAGGUCCACGAUGGGAACGGAUAGAUGAUGUUGAACGAGCCCCUGAUGGCGACGUCAAUGCCAUGAUAACCCUGCCUAAAGAACAAGUCAGGCGAAACUGCAACCAUACAGACAAAUCCGGACAUGAUGUCUGUAGAAACGGUCGCCGAUGGAAUCUGCAUGCAUCCUCGAGAGCCAAUGGUGCUGAAGGUUGCACUGUGAACGGCUGGCGUCACCGGAGACAUCAGCGUAGGUCAGAUCCUACAGCAGAUGAAGAUACAGCUUCGGACGAUGUAAUCCCGAGGCGCGUCUGCUGGAGACGAUGGAGACGACAGAGAGAACUGGAUGGGCUCUCUCAGCGUGAUGGCAAUGAAAGUCAUGGUACGUCUCCAGCUAGACCUUGUGAAGGGCGUUGGAGAAGGCAGUUGAUGCAAGGAGAAUGUCACCUGCAGCAGCAGAAUGCCAUUGGUGAAACGUCUCCUUUGAAAUCCUGUGGACAACGUUGGAGAAGAUCCAUGAUGCGGGAAGAUGCUCGCGUCCAACGUGAUGAAACGACCAGGAAAUGUGGGGGUCCUUGGAGAAGGCGAAUGAUGCAAGAGGCUCGCCUCCAUCGAGAUGCCAAUGUAAGCAAAUGCCCGAAACCUUGGAGAAGACGGGCGAUGCAAGGAGAUGGUACCACAGAAGAAGAUCUCUCUCUGAGCCCACACUGGAGAUCAAUGCAAGCAAGCCCGGCUUCAAGAUAUGCAAUGGGUACGAAAGGCAUCACUGAGCAAUACCAUGGAUGUCUCGGUACCAGGAAAUCCUUCCUUGCUGGUUGUGAAGGAUUUCAAGCAGCCCGUUAUGAUGGAGCAAGUCCACAGCGACCAGAUCGAUGCCACAGAGGUCAACGAGAGGCCAGUCGAAAGAGGUGGUGCCCGUCAAAUGGGGCAGAUUUUAGAAGAUGGUCCAGGCGAAAUGAAAUUACUGAAGAUGAACGCUGUCCCAAUGGCCACUUCGCUGAUGGCAGCUUUGUUAGCUGUCAGCGCCGUCGUGAUCGUUGCAUGAGCUUCCCGAGAAACAUGCCUGGAUGCAACCGCACAAAUGAGGAAAGAUGUCUGAAAAAAUGUGUGAGGUUUUGCGAUGAUGAAACUGAGUCACACGAUAACAGCUCCAGUGACCCAGUCCAGCGUGGAAGCAAAUGGCAGAGAGCAUGCCCACGCAACAUCAGACGGCGCUUUCGUCUCCAGAUGAUGAUGGGGGAAACAUCCAACUUCAAAUCCUCAGAAGAAGAAUCUUGUGGAGUCGUAUUCAACAGGUUUCCCAGGAAGACCCUUUCUAACUACUACGGCCACAACCGAAGGUAUGGGAAAUGUGAUCAGAUGAAUCAAGGGAUGCCGAAAUGCAAUGGCGGGUAUAACAUGCAGAGAGACAGAAUGAACAUGAACCAUAGAAGGGGACCAACGUUUCAAAUUCAUCGUCUUCGUACCGUAAGGCGCAUGCGCCGCUUGCGAUACCUCAUGGGCCUUAACAGACUUCAGAAACACCAACGUUCAGGAAAGCAGGGGCAGAGACGAAGACCUGUCCUUCGUCUUCAUCUACGUGGAACUGGAUCCACAGUUGGAGGAGUCUGUGGGGUUAGAGGUCACCGAGGUACCUACCUCUUUGGAAUGGGCACUCAUCUGGCAGACACAGUUCCAACAUGUCCUGCUUCAUACUCUGACAAAUUCAGUAUUGGUUACAACAGCACAAACAGCAGUAAACAUGAGAAGAAGAUCGCGUGUCCGGCCAUGGGCAAAUCCUGGGGUUGUCAUAAGGCUUGCUACAGAGAAUUUGGGAGAAUGAUGCGCAGCAACUCUGGAAAGAAUGAAGGGAGGAUGACCUGUCAAAAGAAGGACGUCUGUAACGACCCUGAAGACGCUGGGACACAAACACCUUAUAAGCUCCCUUUCCAUGAAAAGAGGAGACACUUCCUGAUGAAAAGAAUCCUCCAGAAAGAAAGAAGGCUGUUCCGUACGAGAAAGCUGCUUGCCAGCCGCUGUGGACACGGGCGGUGGUCAAACAGACCCGUGAUGAUGAUGACGUGGAGAGGCAGGCCAAGCACCUGUGUCCACGGUGGUCCCAGGGUAUUGAGCGUGGCCUAACUGUGAGGGUGUCCAUUCCUUUCCACUUGUCUACAGUUACAAAGUGAAAGAAAUCUUUGUCAAUGAGUGAUGAUUUUAGAUGUUUAGGAAUCCAUUACAUAUAUACGGUGUCCAUUAUAUAAGGGUUCAGCUGCUGUACCAUAUACUGCCCAUUACGUGUCGUUUGUUACUGUAUCAUACGUUGUCCAUCAUAUAGGGUUUAGGAAGGACUUUAUAUAUAAUUUGCGUUGUCCAUUUAAUGCAGAUUUAGUCACAUUAAGUUAUUGUCUUUGUCUAAGUAUUUGUGGAAACAAUUAGCUGUAUCGGGUGAUAUAGAAAGGGAAAUGUUGAUCGAGAGUGAUUUCGUGGAAGUUCCACUACUUUGACAUAACUAAAUUAUUUACCCAUAUAUUGUUAUUAUGUGUUUCCUAUAAAUUUGAGAUUAUGAUAAUGCAUAUGCAUAUGUUUCCAUAGUUUUAGGUUUGUAAUGGUUUUCUUACAAUUUGUGUUUCAAAUAUUAUUCACAGGUCAGGUUGGGUUAAACAAACAGAUGAUUAUUCUGAUAGACAAAUAUAUAUUGUUCAUGUCAAUAAAAUGUUGUGAAGUGUCA